UCCUCCCACCGCCCCCCCGGGUGCGGUACUGCCCCCGUUGAGAACCAAUGGCCUAGACAAUGGCGUCCAAUGAUCCAAUAUAUCAAAUGCUACUGAGGGGUCCAAAAGGGCCCAUACUGAUCUGGGGGUAGAAGCAUGAGAGACUGUCUCAGUUGAGUGGCCUGCCUGAAAUCCUGAUCACGAUGACUGUUGGAAGCCAAAAGAAGAAUAUGGCGGGAUUUCCCUUCAGCGGUUGGGCUCUGGGCUUUGCUGGUGAACAACUCUGCUCUCGGAACACCUGCUUUGAUAUCUCUCUCUCCAAAGUUUUUCAUGGGGAACCCUGACGUGGCUCUCUUCCCCUUCUCUUCCUCAUGGUCUUCUCCCCCACCCCCCUUCUUUUCAGGAAAGGUGAAAGAGCUAAGCUAUGACCCAAAGGCCAAACUGCGGCGCCUGCAGGAGUUCUGGAUCAGCCGAGCCAGUGCCGAGCAACGCAAGGGCCGGGCAGGCCGGACUGGGCCAGGGGUCUGCUACCGUCUCUAUGCUGAAUCAGACUAUGACAAUUUUGCCCCCUAUCCAGUGCCAGAGAUCCAGCGGGUGGCGCUGGAUGCCUUGAUUUUACAGAUGAAGAGCAUGGGCCUGGGCGAUCCCCGAGUGUUCCCUUUCCUGGAGCCGCCCCCUCAGGCCAGCCUGGAAGCAGCGGUGGGCUACCUAAAGCAUCAGGGUGCCCUGGACUCGGCAGAGGGCCUCACACCGAUUGGGACUCUCCUGGCUGAGCUGCCAGUCGAUGUGGUGAUUGGGAAAAUGCUGGUGUUGGGGACACUCUUGGACCUGGCCGCCCCCACGCUCACCAUUGCAGCUGUCCUCAGCGUGCCCUCUCCCUUCCUGCGCAGGGGCGGUGGAUGCAGCAGCUUGGACUGGUUGGUUGCCCGGCAGAGUCUGGGGAGCCCGCUGGGAGACCCCCUGACUCUUCUCAACAUCUUCAAUGCCUGGGUUCAGGAGAAAGCUGCCAAUUGCAGUGGAUCCCACCGGUGGUGCCGGCGUCGGGGCCUGGAGGAGCAUCGGCUCUACGAGGCAGCCAAUCUGCGGCGCCAGUUUCAGGAGUUGCUCCGGGACCACAAGCUGCUGGGUCCUGCUGCUCAGACUAGCAGCUCAUAUGCUCGACAGAGGCGGCAUCGGGAACAUCGAGAACUGCGCAGACUCAAGCGGGAGCAUGAGCACAGGGGUGGGCGCCGGCGGAAGCUGUUGCGGCUGCAGGAGGAGGAAGAGGGAUCUGGCUUUUCAUCUGGAGAAGAAGAGAAGGGCAGUUCCUGCCUAGACAUCCAGGAUGUGAAGUUCCAGCUGCGGCAUGACAUGGAGGAGCUGCAGGCAGCUGCCUCUGAAGCCCAGGGGCUCUCGUCCAGCCAGCUGGCUCUCCUGCAGUUAGUGCUGGGCCGCGGCCUUUAUCCUCAGCUGGCUGUCCCAGACCCCUUCAAUGAGACCCGCAAGAAUUCGGAACAGAUCUUCCACACGAGAGAGAAAGCUGGUGUUGUCCUGCACCCCACCAGCGUGUUUGCUGAUGCCCCAGAGCUGCUGCAUUCGGACCCCAACCCUGGCAGAGACACAGGUGAGGGGGAAGCCCGAGGACAGCCACCUUUCAGGCGAGUCUGUCUCCAGGCGACCUCAAGACCUUUCCGUGCAGCUCUCUUGGUAGCAGCUUUCCUUUCCCUUCUUCCGGGAUCUUUUUUUCAGCUGUGUAAUCUAGUAUGCCCUGGCGGUUGGAAAUAAUUGUUCCUGUCUCGUUUUGAAGCCUGACUUUGAUAUGAAAUUGUGAUGUUAUGGAAGGAGGGGCAACCCACUUUUUCAACUCAGGAUUAUUUGGCAGAAGGAAUAAAUAAUUUUAUUGGAAAAGAAGCGUGGAGAGAAAAUGAACCUCAUGCAGUGCUUUCUUAUUUUAUUUAUAUUUCAAAUCUGGAUAC
Molecule: messenger RNA, 1934 nt
Organism: Python bivittatus (Burmese python)
Lineage: Eukaryota; Metazoa; Chordata; Lepidosauria; Squamata; Pythonidae
Source: RefSeq, a predicted model, not a curated record